GUCCUGAUGGACGGCACAUGGCACAUCAUUGCAUUGUUUUGCAUUGCGACCUAUCCCGUGUGGGCCGCUUCACACUUGGUGCCGGUGAAGAAAUGCUUCGCCGGGCUGCCGGCUGGAACGGGAUCCCUUUGCUGUGACGUUGAAGGAUUUGGGCCACAGGGCUUGACAGAUUGCUGGGACUCCACCUACACUUUCGAGUCAUGCUGCUUGCAGCCACCGCAGCUUGGAACAGUUGUUGAAGACCAUGAAGUAAACACUGGCUGGAGCAUUGUGAAGCUGGUGCCAGUCGAGAAAUGCUUCAUUGGGCUGCCUGCUGAAACGGGACCUACGUGUUGCGACAUUGAGAGAUUUGGACCACGAAAUCAAGUGGAGCAAGCGGAUUCUGUGAUUGAUGUGCGAAGCACCAGCAUGCCAAUGGCAACCGUGGAUUUUUCUUUGCAGUAUUGCUGUGGGCUGACACAGAACUGUGCAACCUUUUGGUUUCACUGCAGGCCUGGGAAGGGGUGUGAAAUCGAAACUGCUACUGCCAUGCUUUGUGAUAGCCAUCCAUUAUCACCUCCUUUCACAGUCAUCCAAAAUGCAGUGGGUGCAUUCACCGAAGGCAAUGAGCUUGAGCUUGAGGGCACCUUGUAUUUCACAAGUGCAGCAAUAGGACUUCUCAAGGAGGAACUCCGGGGAGCAGGACAGAAUGGAGAUUCUCUGGUGCACAAGUCUGUCAACACGUGUGUUGGGAUCUUUGAUUUGGAUGAAACGUUUGGCACCUGUCAACAGGCUCAAGAUCCACACAUGUACCAAAAAGUCGGAGAGUAUCCACUUCAAGACACUCUCUUGCGAACACUUCAGGAUAUUGACUGCUCUUUAUGCUUGCCACCGCGGUGUAAAAUCUAUGCAGUGGCCAUGAUUUUGGUGUCGAAUACCAGGGUGAUGUCAGAACACCGACUGGUCCUGGCGGUGCCCAGCAAUUGCAGCCAUGGUGAUGUGGCGCUUCAAAUUGUUCCACACAUCAUGGAUCAGAGGAUGAUGGCACUUUGGAACACCUUGUGCAUCCACAUGACUAGUGACUUCCCCUUUUUCAUCAUCGCAGAUGCGAUGAAUCAACUCUUGUGGCCCGCGGAUCCCUUCCUUUGCAAGCUGCUUCGGGAACGCGGCUUGGCUGAGGUUUGCCAUACUUUGCAGCGCUUAACUCGGGUGAUUCUCACUCGACACCCGCCUGCAGAGGUUGCUACUUUGGUCAAGCUGCUCACGCGUACGGCUGACAAGGUCGAGGCUUUUGUGGAAGAGUGGGAAUUGAAUCAGGCCCUGGGCGCCUCUGUCGGGGGAUCUGCGGCUGAUCCACCUGAGUCGAACUUGCCGGGGUUGACCCCUGUGGCCAAGAGCUCCUCAGCCCGGCCCAGGAGAGAAAGCGGGGAGCUCCCCGAAAAUCGCGAGAGGAGAAAGGAAGCGAGCAGAGAGCCGGGGACAGUCCCUGAAAAGGCCUCGGAGUAUAGGUCGAGGAGCAAAAAGAAAAGAAAGACAGAUCCCGCAAACGCCACGGGAGGAGGUCGCCUACCCGCAGUCCACCGGGCUACACACGAGGAGUUGAACCGGAGUGGCAGGACGCGGCGCCUGGUCGUGGUAGAAAUGCCACCGAAAGGUAUGAGAAGGCCGGGGGCCAGAGUUCGACCUCGAGCUCAAGCCCCUGCUAUGGUGAAGGCAAACGGGGGCGGGGCCCCUGCAGUUUUGAGGAGACCCGCAAAAGCAGAGGCAGACGAGCAACACCCUCGACUUCUAAAGAAAGGAGAUUGGAUCAUCGGCACAGGAGCCCACUAUUACAGUCAUCGCGGCACGGUGGCUGGGGAGGUGAUCGAAGAGCUGAGAGAAGAGGGCAGAAGGAUGGUUCAAGUGAAGCUCAGUGGCACCACCAUAGAGCUUCUACUUCAAUGGGCCGGCCAAGCCGACGGUCCCAGUCGGUGGCACCUCUGCCCUCCAGGUUGCCAGAUGGAGUUGGAGGGCGACGGACUGAUACACGUCACCGAGAGCCAUGCAGCCACCCAAGGCGAAGUGGAGGCCGUGGGGUGGGCCACGAACCUGAGACCAGCAGUACCAGCAGGACUGGAGGACGAGAACGCGGCACUUCGUCUUCGUCUGAAGAAGUUGGAGGCCAGGACAGGACGACAGAAGAGGAAGGAGGUUCCCCGAGGAGCCCGAGAUCGAAGUCCAGGAGAGGAGAAAUCGGGGGUUCCCCCUGUUCCGGGGGCGAAGACCCCGAGACGCAGCAGCUCAAGUUCAUCCAACAAUACAGAAGCUGGAGUAGUGAGUCAGAAGAUGAUGUUCCGGGGGACGGCCCUGGCAUUGUCGGGAAGCACCAGGAGAAGGAUCCACCGCAAGGCGAGGAGAUUCAUGAAAAGAAAAAAGAGCAGCUCCAGCGGCACAGAGUCCUCGGAGGAAUCACAGGACCUGGGGUUUCGGGGGAGCCAGUCCCCGCUCUUCGGGGACGAGUUGAAGAUUCGGGGAGUGUCGGAGCGCUUCCCUGGCCUUCUUGCGGGGGAAGCCCUGAGGGACAUCUCUCGCAUGGUCUCAGCGGACAUGGGAGACCCCACCUCCAGCAACCGGGGGUGGGCUCCCCAGACGAUCCGAUAUUUCCGCCAGGUAUUUUCGAGGCGCAUCAGUGGGGCCAUGGCGAGAGAGCUGCUGACGCACUGCAGCGUCAUAGACAGCCUUUUGGAGGGCAAUAUCCCCCGGGCGCUGGAUAUCAGUCUCCAGCGCAUCAAGGGGCUGGAGUUGCAGGCUGGUGGCACGGCUUUCCAGGUGUCGCAACGCCUGGAGGUUAUCCCCAGCGAAGCUUCACUGUUGCCCAGCCGUCAAGAGGUGGCCAUCAUCAACAGGGAGCGCAACCAGGAGGUGAGAGCUUUUGGGGGCACCCAAUACCAGAGCCAGGCCACAGGAGGCAAGGGCAAAGCAGAAGCCCGCGAAGACCGACAGAACUACAAAGGGAAAAACACCAAGGGCAAAGGGAAGUCGAAGGCAGAAGGCAAGAAGACAGAGGAUUCGAAGAAAGGAAGCGGGGGCCCAGCAGUGUACUUUGGGCCUAUGUCUCACAAGAGGAUUUUUUCCAGCCGUGCAGAGCCACCAGAGCAGAGCACACGCUCUGACAUGGCCACCAGUGCCAGCUCGGCAACGAGUCGUACAAUCGACUAUAAAGGUGAGGAAGUUACAACUGCCAGGUCUUUUUGCUGGGCCAAUGUGGGUCCUACCUUGCCAAAAGAGAUUGGCGCGGUCAAGCUCAGGGAUGUAUGUGAACAGGGAUGCCGUUUUUACGUGGACCAUUUCCCAGAGUUUCUCAAGCCUGUGGAAGACUGGCCUCUUGUAAAGAAUAGCCGAGUGAUGGUCAGUGAACAGGACUGGCCUGAGGUAGCCAUGAACCUGGUCAGGGCUAAGGUCUGCAAAGUCAUUCCUGAGUCCGAAGUGUUUAAAGUUCGGGGGGUUCCCCUGCUCAACGGCCUGUUCGGGGUUGAGAAGGGUGAGGAGCGUGAUGGUCUCCCCCUUUAUCGCCUCAUCAUGAAUUUAGUGCCGCUGAACUCUUUGUGUCUGGGUCUCUCGGCAGAUAUCGCCGGACUCCCACACUGGCUGGGAUUGAAUCCGUUCUCGCUGGAGCCGAGCGAAGGGCUGCUUGUAUCCUCGGAGGACGUAAAAUGUUUCUUUUACACUCUAGGUCUUCCGGAUGCGUGGGCACCAUUUCUCGCUUUCAAUCGAGCGGCGCCUAGGUGUCUCCAGCCAGUGGGGUGCACAGAAACUUGCUACCUUGCUUCUGUGGUAUUGCCCAUGGGUUUCAUCAACUCGGUGGGUAUUGCACAACACGUGCACAGAGUGCUUGUGAGCCGCUCGAAGCCCAUGCCUUCUCUGGAUUUGCCAAGUCGCGAGAUUAGGAAGGAUCUCCCACUCCCAGCGUCGGAUUCCACGUGGCGGGUCUAUUUGGACAACUACGACUUGUUGGAAAAAUUUCCCAGGGAAGUCUUGGUGGAGCAGCAGGGUAGCAUUUCAGAAGACGUGGAAGGUCUCCGCGGAGCAUAUGCAGGCGUGGGAAUGCCACGGCAUACAGGGAAGAGUGUCAGUAGACAGGCUGUUGCCGAAGUUCAAGGCGCUAUCGUGGACGGUGUCCGCGGUGUGGCUUACCCGAAAGGGAACAAACUUGUCAAGUAUACGGUCAUGGCCCUAUUCUUUUGCCAGCUCACUCACUGCAGUCAACGCCAAGUGCAAGUGAUCUGUGGAGGACUGGUUUACUUCACGAUGUUUCGACGUCAAAUCUUGGGGUCUCUGAACAAGUGUUGGGAAUUCAUUGAGUCUUUCAACCAUUCGGGGCGUCACAAGUUGGCCAUCCCUGCACUGGUCAAGCUGGAGAUCCUACGUUGUGUCUGUUUUGUGGGGUUGUGCCGCAUGGACUUUCGGUUACCUAUGAGAUCUCAGGUGACCUGCAGCGACGCUUCAACUACAGGGGGCGGUAUGUGUUGCUCUACGGGGUUGAGCCCUGCCGGACAGAUGGUUGCUCGGGGAAGCCUUCGCCCUGUGGGCAAUCCCUUGGAUGGCCGCCCGAAGGUCCCGCUGGAGAACUUUCUCAGCCCGGGGUGGACAAAAGUGGACCCUGACCGUGCAUUUCCUACCUUCACCACCUCAGAGACGCUGAAGCGGUGGGAAGAGGACAAAUUCAGGUACCCACCAUACCAAUAUCUACCUGUAAACUGUGUCGUGAACCGGCAAGGCGCUUUGCGUCUGCCCACCGUGGAAGAGAAGGAGCUUAUGAUGGGGUUGCCUUUGGGUUACACUAAUCCAUGCCUCCCAAAGUCGCAAAGGAAAGGUGUGGCUCACUUGGACCUCAGGCAUUCCCUGGUAGGAAACGCUUGGAAUGUCCCGGUGGUUGGGUGGUUGCUAGCACAGCUGCUGGCCCCAUUGGGACUAGCGGAAACUGCGACGCCUCAGCAACUUAUGGAUCGUUUGGAUCCGUCAAAGACUUUGGAUGUCAUGUCAAGGCUCACUCGUCGUCUUCUUCGACCCGUGGUUGGAACCAUGUCCGAGCCGUUGCCUUCCAACCGUCUGGAGCAAUUGCUUUCUCGGUUGGUAAGCGCGAAGGGAGAAGAUAUACUCCUCAUCUCUACCUCUGAUCAGGAGGGCAAGGAACUCAAAGAGGAGAUCAUAGGCCUUAAAGGCAAAGAAGGGUCGAAAUUUGGACAAAAGAAAGCCCAGGAGGGCAAGGAACUCAAAGAGGAGAUCAUAGGAUUAUUAUCGUCAUUGGAAUCUCUCUACAGCAUACUGACCGUCUUCCUGGUUUUAGAUUGUGAGAGCCUAGCCGCACAGUCCAAACGGCUGAUACGGAAAGUGGGACGUCAGUUUCUUGGCGCCUUUGUCAUAGGGAUGUGGAUACCAGUUGCAAUGUUUUCCUCAUCGCCUAUGAACUGCAUCAGCAAGCAUUCAGUGGGAAUGUUGUCUCCAAGAGAUUUCAUGCGCUGGAUCCUGCAGCUUCUAACCGCAAUGCCAUCUGAUCCAGAUCUUUGGGGGUUGGAGACAGCUUGGCCAACGUAUGUGUGGGCCUUCCAAGUUGAUAUGAUGGAGUUUUUACUCGUUGGCCUUUUGGGUUUGCUGAGACCCACUAUGCCAAAACUGCUGCCUUUCGCUUGCGUCGUGUACUGGGGAUACCUCAUUGCUCAGGAUGCCCAACCAGGUGCAUGCAACUUGGUGAUGAGACGCACCCAUCCUAACAUGCAUAGCUCCUUUUGGAUGCACUGGUUUCCAAGCUCACUGUUGUUGCUGAAUGUUGACAGCUUUCUCAGACUUCCCAGAGUGGUGGCAUGUUUGGCACGCUGGAAGAAGACGCUGGGAGGCUUUUUCACCAAUGGCCGCCCAAUGUGCAGAGCAUGA
This is a messenger RNA of Cladocopium goreaui, 5889 nucleotides long. The record is from the annotation of a GenBank genome assembly. NCBI's taxonomy places the organism in Eukaryota, Dinophyceae, Suessiales, Symbiodiniaceae.